Messenger RNA from Neltuma alba, 2187 nucleotides. RefSeq names its product root phototropism protein 2. Lineage: Eukaryota; Viridiplantae; Streptophyta; Magnoliopsida; Fabales; Fabaceae. Gene Ontology annotation, molecular function: protein binding. The coding region runs from base 212 to 1909 and encodes 565 amino acids. The record is from RefSeq and is a predicted model, not a curated record. The transcript has 4 exons.
AUAGUUGAGGGGGGAAAAGCAGGUUGUGAGUCACAACAUAAGUCCCCACAAUCAUAACGCAGUCUAGAUAAAGCCAUAGUACAGUGCUCCAUUAUGCUAAAUGGCGAUAAGCUUCCAUAUCUCUUUAUAUUAACCCCUAACGUAACCUUCAUUUUAUCUGAACUACUGCUCUCCCGGGCUGUCCCCUUCAGCCACCACAACCGAACCUUCAAUGGCGGAGCCAAACACCUCCAGACGAUCCCUUGCCAUGGAGAGAACCGGCCAAUGGGUCUUCUCUCAAGAUUUACCUUCUGAUCUUAUUGUCGACGUCGGAGACACAAGUUUCUCCCUCCACAAGUUCAUGCUGGCGCCCAAGAGCAAUUAUAUCAGACAACUGAUAAAGGAAUGCGAGGCCAGUGAUCUGUCUAGAAUCGACCUCUCCGACAUACCGGGAGGGCCGAAAAUCUUCGAGAAAGCAGUGAAGUUCUGCUACGGCGUCAACUUUGAGAUCACGGUUUACAACGUCGCCGCUCUCCGCUGCGCCGCUGAGUACCUCGAAAUGACAGAUGAGUAUUGUCCAAACAGUCUUGCCGGCCGCACGGAAGACUUCCUCUCACAAGUUGCCUUGUCCAGCUUCACCGGCGCUGUUUUAGUCCUCAAAUCUUGUCAAAAGCUUCAACCCUUCGCCGAUGACCUCAGCCUCGUUAAGCGAUGCAUCGAAGCUGUCAGCUCCAAGGCUUGUAGCGAAGCCAACUUCCCGAGCCGGUCACCGCCGAACUGGUGGGCGGAGGAGCUUGCUGUUUUGGACUUUCAUUCCUUCGGCCAAGUCAUCACCGCCAUGAAAAAGCGAGGCGCCAAGUCUUCCACUAUAGCGAGGGCGCUGGUUGAUUACACCGAGCAACUACUCCGAGAAGAAGUAGACCGUAACCAGUCCUCCCACCGGGUUAAGUCGUCAGAAGACGGAACCGAACUAGCCGAGCUUCUUCAAUCCAUCGUCUCCCUCUUCCCCAGUGAGAAAUCAGCUUUCCCAAUAAGCUUCCUCUGCUAUCUUCUCCGAUGCGCGAUUACUCUCGGAGUAUCGGGCAGCUGCAGAAGCGAGCUUGAGAAGCGGAUCUCUGCGAUACUCGAGCACGUGACGGUCGACGACCUUCUGGUCCUGUCAUUCACCCGCAACAGCGAAAGGUUAUUUGAUCUGGACAGCGUAAGGAGGGUCAUCUCGGGAUUCGUGGAGAAGGAGAAGAACGUGGCUGUUUUCAACGUCGGCGAGUUCAAAGAGGUGUACUCCAGUGGGAUGCACCGCGUGGCAAAAACGGUGGACGCGUACCUGGCCGAGAUUGCCGUCUACGAUGACCUAAGCAUCUCCAAGUUCAAUGGCAUUGCUGUUCUCAUUCCCAAAGGUGCCCGGGAAGUCGACGACGAUCUCUAUCGCGCCAUCGAUCUCUACCUCAAGGCUCACCCGAAUCUAGACGAGAUAGAGCGAGAGAAGGUGUGCAGCGUGAUGGACCCACUGAGGCUGUCAUACGAGGCGCGUGUGCAUGCAUCGCAGAACAAGAGGUUGCCGGUGCAGAUUGUGCUUCACGCGCUCUAUUACGAUCAGCUGAAGCUGAGGAGUGGAGCGGAGGAGGCGGCGGCCACGGGGAGGAUUCAGAUGCCGACCGAUUUGUCGUUGAUGAGGGAGAACGAGGAGCUGAGAACGGAGCUGUUAAGGAUGAGGAUGUACUUAUCGGAGCUACAGCACCAGGGUCUUGGAACGACGUCGUCGGUUGGAGGAUCCGAAUCUGGUCCCAGAAAGUCCACGUUUUUCUCGUCGGUGUCUAAGAAACUGAGCAAGCUGAACCCGUUCAAACAUGGGUCAAAGGAUACGUCCAGUAUAGAAGAUGGGCCCAUGAAUGUGGUGAAGCCCAAAGGUAGAAGAUUCUCCAUCUCCUAAACUGUUCGUUACUCCCAAGCCCAAAAAAAAAAAAGGGUUUGUGAGCCAAGAUCUGAGGGGCAUCUUUUACAGAGAUUUAUUUACGAACCUGUUGUGUUCUGCAUUUACGCAUGCUUCAUUAUGUGGGACAAUGCAAAUAAUUACGACUGUGCCGCUUAACGCCUUUCUUAUUAUUACCUUGAUGCACUUUGAUAUGAUAUAUGGCAGCAAUAUGUUGUCGUGUAUGUAAUCACACAUUAUAAAAUACUAUGUGUCUAAAUUGGCUAGUUUUUUUUUUU